This is a messenger RNA of Lingula anatina, 99 nucleotides long. RefSeq lists its product as uncharacterized. The record is from RefSeq and is a predicted model, not a curated record. NCBI's taxonomy places the organism in Eukaryota, Metazoa, Brachiopoda, Lingulata, Lingulida, Lingulidae.
AACCAAAAAGAACAAACAGAAUCUGAAAUUUCAAAUUUAGAAACAAAAGAAACAGAAAUUAAUACAUUAAACACUCAAAUCUCAGAUUUAAAUACUGAA